Messenger RNA from Brassica oleracea var. oleracea, 1032 nucleotides. RefSeq lists its product as uncharacterized. NCBI's taxonomy places the organism in Eukaryota, Viridiplantae, Streptophyta, Magnoliopsida, Brassicales, Brassicaceae. The coding region runs from base 119 to 823 and encodes 234 amino acids. The transcript has 7 exons. The record is from RefSeq and is a predicted model, not a curated record.
UGUAAUAACAUUUAAACUAAGAGACAGCGAGAUUGGUCUUGAAAAGUCUCUUCAUAAAAUGUAUGAGUACCCAUUUGAUUAAGGUUCCAAAUCUCUUUCUCUCUUAAGAUCAACAAAGAUGUCAUCAAUAGCUUCUGGUACAGUUCCAACCACCAAAUCCGUUGCAUGUUUCAGAAAGUCUGCAAGUUCUUCAUCUUUGCUUCAUCGAUCUUCUUCUUCUCGGUUCAUGCCAACUUCCUUAUCACCUAUUUAUGCAAAACUCAUAAACUCUAACAAUAGUUCCUCAGUUUCUUCAUCAUCUUCCUCCUCACCUCCUGAACCCUUAAGACCCGUUAUGCGCAGCAGAGAAGCUGAUCGACUUGAAGAAGAAAGACUCCGCCAAGUACACUGGCAAGACGUCGCGGUAAAGAUGGUAGUGGACGCACCAGCUUCCGUGGCUUACAAGUUAUACGCAGAUCGUGACUUAUUCCCUAAGUGGAUGCCAUUUUUGUCAUCAGUUGAGGCAGUGGAGGGUAGUCCUGAUUUAUCCCGGUAUUUGGUAAAAUUCAAUUCUUUUGGACAAAAUGUUGAAUAUCAUUUUCUCGCCAAAAAUUUGCAGCCAAUUCCAGACAGAAAGCUGCACUGGAGAUCUAUAGAAGGCUUUGCAAAUAGAGGCAGUGUUCGAUUUUUCCCUAGAGGCCCUUCCUUGUGCUUAGUAGAGAUUAAUUUUUCAUUCGAAGUUCCACAUGCUUUAGCUCCAGUUGCAUUUUUAAUGAAACCGUUUAUGGAGAAGCUUAUUCGUGGAGGAUUGGAACGUUUUGCUGCCUUCGUGAAGACCUCUUAAGGCAGAAAUGAAGAAUACUUCAUUUGCCUUCGUCCAAAUAAAUUAUUCUUCAUGCAGUUAUUUUUUCUUGUUUCGUAAGAUGUCCAAACAUGGAAUGUUGUUACUUGUUAAUUUACUGAUGAAAAGUAAAUAUUCUAAAGUAAUUAAGACAUGUUUCUUUCAAGAUUAUACGCUUGCUGUGUGACAAAGCUAUUUAUUAUUUAAAGCAA